AGACGCUGAUUCGAAGUAGCGGGUGGACCCUGACUAUCGGCCCUAUAUACUCGAUCCGGCUAGCUGCGCUGAAUCAGCGAAUGCUGUCGAGACUCGAACUGGAAGCUCAGCUCCAUCCCCCGCGCUCGGCGGUCUCUCUUCCUUGCACGUUCGGAGUAGACAGGUCAAUUUGUCGUCUAUCCCUUUUUCUUGCGACUUCUUUGGCUGAAUGAACCUCUAGCCUAGUCCUCUCCCCCGUGAUGCUCCUUAGAUGCCGCCCUGUCUGGGUCCGACAUGGCGCGCUCCAACCCCUCGCCACAAGCCGCCAUGGGCGAUUACCUACGUGAUAACUCUUCCCCAUUGCAAACAAUUUCUCAGCCCGGAUCAACUCAACUCGCUGCCAGUUCUUUUCUCUCGGGUAAAUACCCAGAUCAUGUCGCACUGUGGCAUAGCACCGCGCUGGUUCGCGUCCCGCAGCCUGUACUUGCAGGUGGAUCAAGUUCGAGCAGCCCGGCGCAACAGCAGCAGAAAACGGGCCAGAAGAAGCACCGUCGUACAAGAACCGGUUGCUACACCUGCCGAUCUCGCAGAGUGAAGUGCGACGAGACUCUACCCAUCUGUGAUAGAUGCAGAAAGGGGAAUCGCAGUUGUGUCUACCCUGCGCCAGGGGUAGCUCCUUCAAAAACUAGUAGCUCGCGUUCGAGCGCCAGGGCGAAAGCAAAUCCUUCUGUGUCAUCUCCAGGGAGUGACAGGUCCGACCAAGGCGGGAUAGAAGGCGCUGAUGAAACGAAAACUCUCAGCGCUAUACAAGAGGAUAAUGCCGGGGCCACAAUAUCUAAAUCGCGUUCGCACGAAACACAACACUCUCACUCUACAGCAGGGAACAAAAAGAAACCAACACCGGAGGCCGUCGUGCCUCGUUCAGAAAAUAGUGCAUCUCCAUCGACAACUGAAUCAUCCAUACUUGAUUCACUGAGCUCGCGGUCGACCAGCGUUGGGCUCUCUGCGCGCGAGCCUUAUGUCUUGCCCAGUACUAUCCAGUGUUUGCCAGAGGAUGUGCGAUUCUACCUCAACUAUCAUCAGCAAUUCUUGACUCAUCAUCAUUAUUUUCUAAGGACAGGCGGUGAUCGAUUUAUUCACCAGGAAAUGGUCGAGUAUGCCUUGCAGUACGAUCCUCUUCUCUACGCACUAGCGGGUUUCGCUGCAUAUCAUCAUUCUUUGCAGAACCCGGGUGGGAAAAUUUAUACAUUCCUUAAACUCUACCACAAGGCUUUGAUGCUGUUGCGCAAAUCCCUUGGCUCGGGAGAGGAGCAUGGUGAAGCAACGCUGAUAACAGUCCUUGUCCUCACCUCAUUCGAGGAAUAUAUUGGCGACUGGAUGAGCCUUAUAGAUCACCAUCAGGCCGCCCACGCCUUGAUCUGUGAGCUAUCAACUCCCGAAUCUAUAAACACCAACGAAACGUACAGGCAGAUUUUUUCGUGGUAUGCUCGAUUUGAUGUUGCAGCAGGCAUCCUUGCUGGAAGCGAGACCAUCCUCUCCCGCGAAUGGUAUAUCAGCAGAGAGGAAUAUGAUGCUGAGCAGGCGCUCAGAUACCCGAAUGAUAUAGACAAACAGAUCACUUACUCCGCCUCGAUUAUCCGACGGAUUGGCCUGGACAUGGCAUCGCUGUAUGCUAAGCUGUCUCGUGGUAUGAUCUCGAUGGAGGAGUUCAUGGUACAGAAUGACCAGCUUUCCCAAAAUCUGGAAUAUAUAAAGAAUAUCCUGAAGCAAUUUGACGACUCUGAAUAUACAGUCACUUCUUACCCCCACAAAGUGGCCUUGACGUGCGAUGACAUUGUCGAUCCAUAUUUACCUGGCGGUCUCUACCAAGGCCCCUUGUGGAGCCUUAACUUCGCAUGGAUUGACCUUCUUUCUGUCACCCUAAUGUUCUACUAUCAGUCCUAUAUGACCUUGCAGCAACCGCCGCCAUCAGAGCUUGAAAGUCUGGCCUUGGAGCAGUGUCGGUUGAUUGAAACAAUUGACCGUUGGCCCGACAAGCCCAAUGGAUAUUUAAUCGGUUUCAAGAAUAGUAUCUCCCUCGCCAGUAUGUUUCUUCCCAAUGAUGAGAAACAUCGUAUGUGGUGCAGGAGAAAAUUUGCCAAAAUGGAACGAAACGGAUACAUCUUCUCUCCCAAAUUCCGAAGCGUCCUAGCAACAAUGUGGCAAGUUCCUGAGAUGAACUACUGGUGGCUUCCCGACGAUGAAGGCUACCCCAACAUUGUGCGUGAGAUUCGUGCCAUGACAGAUGAACGGAUGAGUAAACCGCGAGACAAUUUCAGGGAGGACGUCCGAAACAUGAAAGCCGUCUUUGGGAAAUUGGAUUUGGAUGACCCUGGAGAGCCGUCGGAAUCUGCAUAGAGCUCAAUGCAUAUACGUGAGCUUAUCUUAGAUCAUUCACCUAACCCGUUGGAAUCCCAGCUAAAUCGUUCACUUCCUUGACUUUGGAGAUCGGCCAUUGUUUAUUUACUACCUUCUACCUGAAUCUGGUGUCUAUUACCAUAAUGACAUCCAGCAUUUGGUUUCUUGAAGGAUCUGCAUUUUGGAAGCGUCUGCAAUCUGUCGCUGUUUUACUCCAUGCAUCCGUUCCCCUCUCUUUACCUGGAUCCCGGAAUUUUCAGGACCAGUUGACUGCUGAGGACCCAUUCUCUCCCUAUCAAUAUUCUUUCCGGGCUUGCAACAGCCUUCCCUGCGGUGUUAACUUCUCACCUGUCAUUGUUAUAUGAGGCUACAGGCAACCGAUCCUGUGACGAUUUUGCCACUUGGCUGAAUGUCGGUUCGAUAGACCACUGUUUCGGAUUGAGUUCACGAAGUAUUAUAUUUUCACCAUAUCCACAAUCCUUGAUUUCCUAUAUCCUUAACUAGACUCAUAUGGCGGGCCCCGACUACCACCAGGAAGGUAUUCUGGUCCCAGCUCACCCUCAAACAGGAAGCCCUCCUUCCAACUUCCCCCCCUUCCAAGCCCUAUAAAAAUGACUCUCAUAUCCCUCCCCCGCUAAUGCACCGUCGGCCCGCACUACCUAGAGAGAGAAAUUGGCGCACAAGACGGAGACGACGUUCAUCGGGGUUCCAGGAUAGAUGGGGGUUGUCCCAGUCCUCCCUUUUUUGGAUAUUAUAUUUGUCACUCCCAGUAAAUCCAAAGAAAAUGGACAUAAAAAUAAAUACAAACCAAUAAAUAUACAUCCGGGGGAGAAGCAUCUCCAUGCUAG
Monascus purpureus is the source of this 3224-nucleotide messenger RNA. Lineage: Eukaryota; Fungi; Ascomycota; Eurotiomycetes; Eurotiales; Aspergillaceae. The record is from the annotation of a GenBank genome assembly.